Molecule: messenger RNA, 2897 nt
Organism: Tuber aestivum (summer truffle)
Lineage: Eukaryota; Fungi; Ascomycota; Pezizomycetes; Pezizales; Tuberaceae
Source: the annotation of a GenBank genome assembly
AUGCAAAACCAGAUCGUGAGCCGGCCCAAUCCCAUGCUCGAAGUAAAAGAGCAAUACCACCACUUUAUCCCCAGAUUUGUCCUUCGGGCUUUUGCAGCGCGGCCUCAGCCUGACUACGACGAUCCACCACGCCCAGUCCGGAAAAAAAAAAACCAACAGAGAAAAAAGAAACCGGCAAAGAGAACCGCCCGGGACACCCAGGACCCCAGCGGGCAGAUAUCACUCGGCCCCGACGCAAUCGCGGAGGCUGCUACCCCCGGUGUUGUCGAAGAUGAUUCGCUCGACGAAGCGGGCCCUUCCAGUGCUCCCCGAGAGCUCGCACCCACGGCCGAAACGGAACCCGUCAAGGACAAAGUACAGCCGAAACUCCGUAAGCAGAGGUUCGAUCCGGCUCUGGACCCGUAUAUAAAGCUGUACGACCUGGAAUCCGGAGUCCUCGAUUUUCGCAAAGUCGGUAGGGCCUAUGGCAUCCCCGACAUGUAUAUCGAUGUGGAUCACGAGAAAGUCAAUCAUAUCGAGGUGCUACUCUCAAAACUAGAGAGCAGCGUGGCAUCAAUCUACCAUCGGAUCAAAAAGGGCCAUGAAGGCGGAACGUACGAAUUUUCCAUCUCCCGCAAGGAGGUGAAUCUCCUACGGAAAUUCCUUUUUGUGAUGAGGUAUCGGAAUUACAAAUUCUGGUCUAAAUAUACUGGAACCAUUGACAAUUAUGAAUACAACGACCGUCACCUGCUCGUACCUUUCCUAAAGGAAAGAUCAAUCACGGAUUUGCGUCAAGUUUGGCUCCAAAAUCUGGAGGUGAUUUUGAGGACUGAAAUCGAUGCGGACGGAGAGUGGCUCGAUACUAUCGGCCGCGAAAUGUUUUCGGGGGAUGCGGACAUGUAUGUAUUCCAUAUGAGGGAGUCGUACAUGGCGUUCUGUGAGCCGGAAUCCCUCGAGGACGAAUUUAUCAUCACCGACAAUGGGUUCGGGAUAUUUGAGGGUCCAGUUGUUUAUGAUGUCUUUGACCUCAAAGGUACAGGUGCCGACGGCUCGCGUCCUCAGUUAAAGGACCCGACAUAUACCGAGUACCACAAAUUGGCGCCUCUAACGCCCCGAUUAAUUCUAGUCCUACGGUCAAAUUUUCUCCGUGACGGGCCACUAUGGCAGAAAAGGUUGAAAUUUUUCCGCGACUUGAAGACCUGGCCAGAGUCCGAUUCAUUGUUGCAAGGCUUGCCAAUCAAGCCCCCGAAGACCCAUUAUUGGCUCCCUGGGAGGACCAAAGCCGUGCAUACGCUGGAAGACGAAUUCUUCUUCGAGAUUCACAAAGCGAACACCAAGGAAGUGCACAUCAUAAAUACGGUCAUGCUACAGGAAGCGACUCGCGCCAUCACCUGGGUUUCGGAUGAAUCCCUUGUGAGAUCGCUCAAAGCAUUUCUUGGGAAUCCGCGCUUCAUGCUCGGCACGCCCUUGACCAUCCUCCCGGAAUUCUUGCCGCUCAUGGCUUUGCGGUAUCAAAAGGAACGUCUGCUGAGCCUGUGGGAUAAGCCCUACCCAAGUGAGGGGAUGAGGCCAAUUGAUGAAUUCAGGCGUAUGAACGAAUUCACGAGGAAUAUUAAGGAGCUUCAGUCGUACUUCAAACUCGGUAUGCUAGCCCUUUUCGUAAAUCUACCACACUAAAUUAUUUACUUGACCCACUAGGCGGGGCUCCUGAGCUCUACUUUUACGAUUUCCAUCAAGCCAAGCUACUCACGGAUUUUCGCUCCUUUAUCGCCGACCACUCUGGAUCUGAGAUUCCUUGGCGGAACAAGGUGAAUAAAGCAACUUUCAAGUUUAUGGCCACCUUCCAUCCGAGGAUCGUUUGGAUACAUGUCAAGUUUUGGCGCGUCAUGGCCAACAGGGUCCGAACGGGCCAACAAGAUAGUCCGCUAACCGACUCGCAGUUGGACGUUAUUAAGGAGUUCGGACCAGAAGAUUUGGUCGCAAAUUGUUUGCUUCCCAUCCCUGCAUAGUUACAACACGCUGAUUGAUGAUUUAGUGCUGGACUUUUUGCCUUUUCGCGUACGCUCCGGGAUAAUGAUUGAAACGUCAUUGAAAGGUGUGAUGAGAUUGAGCAAGAGGGAUGAACUGAUCGCCCAAGGAGAAUCCGGAGCAGAGCUAGAAUCCAGCCUGAUGUUUCUAGAUAUGGACAUCAUGAGGCAAUUUGGUAAGUUUAACACUCACUAACCCCCUAGCUCACAAGCUAACAGCACUCACAAACAUUACAGGUGGAUUCGGCGGUUCUUGUAAGCUCUCCUACAUCCUCCCUCCUUCUCCCCCCCACCUGCUCUCCGUAUUAAUGCUAAUCCUCCUUUCCCCCUUCUAGGGUCCGUUGUCAAUACACCCUACUACUCCGAACCGGUCGAUUUCCACGAUCCAUUUACGCCUGAAAUUCCACACGUUCUCCUUACGGAAUACUUCCGGCAUGACCUCCUUCUUCGCUUCAGACUUCGGGGCAACAUAGAGAAAAUCAUUCUCGGGACUCGCGGGACUCCCGAGGCGCACAGGCGGCUGAGUCAAUUGCUCUGGGAUCACUUGUAUCCAAUACCAGAGCCCACUUAAAACAGGCCUAAAAGAGCCAGCUUUCGUCUCUGCGGUGACGGUAGUCAUGCGGAGGCCAUGCGAAGGGCUUCGGUGAGGUUUACUGGUCGGGGUGGGCGCUGAGGGAAACUCCCGGGCUUGCACGUUCUGCCCAGCGGUGAUAUGGCUUUUAGUAUUGUCUCGGCAUUUUUUCUUCUUUCCUUUCUUUUCCUCUUCUCCCUCUUUAGUCUCUUGAGCGGUUCACCCGGCCACCUAGUCAGCCUAUCCAUACCCUCGACUAGAAAAAGGGUGGAAAAAUCAAAACAAAAAACGCUAAAAAUUUAUUAUAUCAUACCCAAUUA